This is a messenger RNA of Phyllostomus discolor (pale spear-nosed bat), 1173 nucleotides long. RefSeq names its product apolipoprotein F (gene APOF). NCBI's taxonomy places the organism in Eukaryota, Metazoa, Chordata, Mammalia, Chiroptera, Phyllostomidae. Gene Ontology annotation, biological process: cholesterol metabolic process. The transcript has 2 exons. Bases 202 to 1089 code for a protein of 295 amino acids. The record is from RefSeq and is a predicted model, not a curated record.
UGAAGAGGACAAAGCCUGAGCCUGGAAGAGGUGGAUAAAUAUUUGGAAAUGCUAUGUUGUCACUGUUUUCAGAGGGGUCAACAUUUUUGGCUAGGGUGAAAGAGAAGGUAACAUCUAGAAAGCACCAAGACAAAGGAUGUGUUUGGAUGAACUUGUUCCUCUGGCUUAAUUCCUUCUGGAGCAGCAUACUCUAGUCCAGACAUGAGUGGCUUCAGACUCAUCAUGAUACCACUUGAGCUGCUGCUUUGCUACCUCCUGCUGCACCCUGUUGAUGCCAUUUCAUAUGGAAACCAGACAAAUAUUCUGAUGCAUCUUCCCUCAUCCUUGGAAUCCUGGCCACCCUCCUCAGGCCCCUUGCUCUGCCAGGCCCUGCUCCCAAAGUCCCUGCCCGGCUUUACCCAUAUGGCUCCUUUACACAAGUUCCUGGUAGGCCUGUCACUGAUGAUCGCCCUCAAGGAAGCUGGCUGCCAUGCUGAUGUCCAGACCCUGCAGCUUCACCUUUACCGCCAGGGGGGUAUAAAUGCUACACAGAUCCUUACCCAACAUCUUCAAGGGCUGGAGAAAGGCAGGAGCGCAGAGAGGGGAGUGUCAGUGGAUACCCUGGCUUCUGCUCUGCAGCUGUUGGCCAGGGAGCAACUGGGCCCAGGGAGGGCCCGACGCUCCUUCACCGCUGAGGACUGUGAUUAUAAACAGGAGCAGGCUGUGCACAAUAUAAUCCAGUGGUUGCCAAGAGUGGGAACAUUCUAUAACCUGGGCACAGCUUGGUAUUAUGCUACUCAGAACUGUUUGGACAAGGCCAAGGAACGAGGCCAAGAUGGGGUCAUAGAUCUGGGUUAUGACCUUCUAAUGACCAUGGCUGGACUGUCAGGGGGGCCCACGGGACUAGUGGUCAGCAGUAUGCUUAAACCUGCAGUGAAGGCUGGGGUUCAACGGUUGAUCCAGUAUUACUAUGAGAAAGAGGCCAGCACCCCUCCUUCAGAGACCAGCAAAGAGGGUGUGGGCACCCCUCAUGUGAGUGACAUGGCAGAAACAACUACCACUGGCCCUUUGAUGUCUGAAGCAGUAAAUUCAUUUUUUUUCUGGGGGUGACUCUUAUUCAACAACUCAGAUCCCGGGAAUGAGAGUUUUGGAGUACAAAAAAAUGGUAAACACAAUAAAUAAAUUUAAUAUUCU